Messenger RNA from Anoplophora glabripennis (Asian longhorned beetle), 846 nucleotides. RefSeq lists its product as uncharacterized. The transcript has 3 exons. Lineage: Eukaryota; Metazoa; Arthropoda; Insecta; Coleoptera; Cerambycidae. The record is from RefSeq and is a predicted model, not a curated record. The coding region runs from base 299 to 778 and encodes 159 amino acids.
CGCCGCUUGGUGCGCUUCCAUCUUAAAAAUUAUCGCGGAUAAUUCAAAAGCCAUUUAUUACUUAUUAAAUGUGAUGAUGCCAUGAUAAGAGAAUUAAGAGAAACUAAAUACAUAAAUUGAAUUUAAGGAGAAAUCAAGUCGCAUUCGUCACUGUAACAUUCUAAAUGUCUUUCGUCUUUCGCUGGUUUUGAAAGUUACAAAGUUGCGGCCACAAUAUUUUGGUCCAUUUGCGUUGCUUUGUCACGAUAGAAGCUGUCAAUAAAAGUCGGCAUAACUCAAAUUUCAAGUGAAAAGUGAAAUGAAAACUGACCAGAAAUUUUCAAAUGACUCAUCCAAAAGCAUUCCAGAAGAAUACAAAAGCAUAGACUCGGCUGUUGUACCGGUAACCACAAUAAAACUAUCGGCAAGAACUAGAAAGAAGCAACGCAAAAACGUUAAAACAAAAAAUAUUCCAGUAGAAGACGAUAUAGAAAGUAUUUCUAGACUGGCGUCGCCAAAACGGAGAUACGAGCAGCCAGGAAACCAAACCGUGAAAGUUUCAAAAAGCGCGUUGAAAUAUAAAGCUUCCAAACGGAUACAAUCGCUGGCUAAACCCAAAACCAUAAUUCCCAAAGGAAGUCGCACGAUGUCUUUGCAGGAUUCAUUCCAGUCUACAGUUAGCGCAAAAGCUCUGAGUUAUGUACCAACACCGAGGAUCCUGGAGCUGGCACGGCCAAAACAAUACUUAAUCGACGAAGAUUACCAAGAAGAUUUCGACGAAGAUGAAAUUUUUAUCUAAAUCAGUCACUUAUUUUGUAAAUAUUAUAUAUUUUCCCGCUACACAGAAUGACAGAUAAUAUAUUUUGA